This is a messenger RNA of Necator americanus (New World hookworm), 1161 nucleotides long. RefSeq lists its product as uncharacterized. The record is from RefSeq and is a predicted model, not a curated record. The transcript has 12 exons. NCBI's taxonomy places the organism in Eukaryota, Metazoa, Nematoda, Chromadorea, Rhabditida, Ancylostomatidae. The coding region runs from base 1 to 1161 and encodes 386 amino acids.
AUGGUCAGAUACAGAGUAGCAUAUCGGUUGUUUUCAGGUAUGUCUCCUCCAAAAACACCCGAUACUAUACAAGAAGACUACUAUGAGCUUCUUGGUGUUGAGAAAAAAUCAAGCGAGGCAGAAAUAAAAGCAGCGUAUCGCAAACUAGCAUUGAAGUAUCAUCCAGAUAGAAAUCCAGGCGAUGUGCAUGCUCAAGAACAGUUCAAGAAAAUUUCAAUAGCAUACUCGGUUCUCAGUGAUCCGAACAAGCGCCGCCAAUAUGAUGUAAGCGGUCCCAGUUCCAGCCAGCUUGAUUUUGAAGGAUUCGACGUGUCCGAACUUGGGGGUGUAGGUCGUGUCUUCGGUGCUCUGUUCAAUAAGUUAGGUGUUCCAAUUCCUACUCAGAUUGUGCCGAAGGUACUAGCCCAAGCUCGCCAACUCUGUGAGGGAUCUUCAUGCGAUGUUGAAGCACGACCCAUCCAUCCGGGCGAAUGCAUCUCUGCUAGCAUUGCAAAACAGGAAGGAGCGUUUUAUAGCAUAGAAAUGAGGGAAGAAUACCGAAAACAUGGCAUUUGUAUUGUUUGCAAGUCGUCCUCUUCCAGCAAAUUCAAAUUGGUUUUAUUUGACAAAGAAGGAGGAGUACGAAUGAUUCAAGAAAGUCAAAAGAAGAAGGCUGGGACACAGGCAGAGAUGUUCUUUGUGCCAUUUACAAUAGCUAAUCUAGGAGAAUUUGUACCGAUGAAAUUCCAUAUGGAAGACAGGGACACUCCACUCACAUUCCAUUACUUGGAUACUCUAGAAACUCAGGUCGCACAUUUACUCGAUUCGAGGAAACAUAUUCUCUGCGUUUACGGGGACAACUGGUUGAAUUCGGUGAAGUAUAGCAUCACGUUCUUACCAAUUUCUAGCGACAGUGAUAUUCACUUAAAUGAAAUUACUGAGGUAGAGAAAGAUUUACUCACGAAGAAGACAGAGAUGGCAAAAUUCCAGACAGAAUACGCAGAAGCGAAGAAAAAGUUUGAAGAAGCUGUUGAACGACUGAAGAAAGAAGACAAAGAAAUUCAGGAGAAAUUAAAAACCCGAGAGAAAGCUUAUGAAGAUGUGAUAAAUAUGAGUCAGUCCAAAUUUAUGAACCAUGUCUCACCAUCGAAGUCCGGGAAAUCGUUCUUUGGUUUAUUCUAG